Molecule: messenger RNA, 1397 nt
Organism: Salvia miltiorrhiza (redroot sage)
Lineage: Eukaryota; Viridiplantae; Streptophyta; Magnoliopsida; Lamiales; Lamiaceae
Product: lysophospholipid acyltransferase 1-like
Exons: 6
Coding region: 323-1009 (228 amino acids)
Biological process (GO): lipid modification; triglyceride biosynthetic process; phospholipid biosynthetic process
Cellular component (GO): membrane; endoplasmic reticulum
Molecular function (GO): acyltransferase activity
Source: RefSeq, a predicted model, not a curated record
AUCCAAAAUCAACAAGGAAGAAGGAAAUAGAUUCGCCUCUGCUCGCCGUUUAUCUGCCUGUUGCGCCGCCACCCCUGCAGCCCUGCUCACCGAGGCGCCGCCACCCCUGCAGCCCUUCUCACCUAGGUCACCGCCCUUUUACGUCAGCAAAAGGAGGACGGCCGUUCGCCCUUCCUCUGCCAAUCGCCUAGGGCUUUAUCUGCCGCCCUCUCGCCCUUUCGCCUCCACCUGUCGCUAGCGAGUGUACCUCCUCCGGUUGCCGAAGUCCUGCUCCGCCGCUUUGCUAUCCACACCGAAAUUCCUCAACGUCCAUGUAUACUACAUGAGUGGUGAUGCAUGGAAGGAAGGAGGUAUUGAUGCUACAGGUGCUCUGAUGGUGAUAACUCUGAAAAUUAUAUCAUGUGUCAUAAACUAUAAUGAUGGAAUUCUCAAAGAGGAUGAUCUACGUGAAGCACAAAAGAAAAAUUGGUUGCUGAAGAUGCCAUCAUUACUGGAGUACUUUGGGUUCUGUCUAUGUUGUGGAAGUCACUUUGCCGGUCCUGUUUAUGAAAUGAAAGACUAUAUUGAAUGGACAGAGAGGAAAGGGAUCUGGCAACCUUCGGCCAAGGGACAGUCCCCCUCUCCUUAUUGGGCAACUCUCAGGGCUCUUCUGCAAUCUGCUAUCUGCAUGGGCUUGUAUCUGUAUCUUGUACCACAUUUCCCACUUUCUCGAUUCACAGAACCAGUGUACCAAGAAUAUGGGUUCUUCAAGAAGUUGAGUUACCAGUACAUGUCAGGUUUCACUGCUCGUUGGAAGUAUUAUUUUAUUUGGUCAAUUUCAGAAGCUUCUACUAUUAUUUCCGGCCUGGGAUUCAGUGGCUGGACAGAUUCAAAUCCACCCAAGCCAAAAUGGGACCGUGCAAUAAAUGUCGAUAUAUUAGGUCUCGAGUUGGCUAAGAGUGCAGUGCAGAUACCAGUAUACCACUUGUGUGGAAUAUUCAAGUCAGCACCUGGCUUAGGCACUGUUUGAAAGUACACGGUGAUAGAGAGAUUGACAAAGAGAUAAGCUUCAAGGAAUGGAGCAGAUGAUAGGAAAGAUAGAAGUUCCCGGGAACUACAAUCCUUAUUUACAACAAGAAGACUACAACAUGGAUGGAUAACCGUAUAGAUCUCUUGACUUGUGGUAUAUGUGCUUUAUGAACUGAAAAUAUUAGUUUCUUCUACUCGAACUCGGAGAAUGCUGACCUUGUCGUCUUGAACUGCAUUUUGUCUGGCCUCGUUGCUUUAAAUUACUCAUGUAUUGGACUGCAUUUUGCCCUGUAGAUUAACAGAUCUUACUUUUGAAUCUUUGAUGAUUGUUUUUGCAACUUCUGAAUGUUAAUAUUAUGUUCUCAAUGUUAUUUUAUUAUUUGAAUUUU